This is a messenger RNA of Nylanderia fulva, 1982 nucleotides long. Lineage: Eukaryota; Metazoa; Arthropoda; Insecta; Hymenoptera; Formicidae. The record is from RefSeq and is a predicted model, not a curated record.
GAAAUGUCAUUAAGUUGAUUAAAAUUUCUAUCUGUAACUAGCAUACAGAUAAUUACUUAUCUUCCGUGACAAUAUAAGAAGAUGAUUAAUCAAGUUUAUUCAGAUCAAAUUCUCGUAUUAAGUUUUAAGUUUCUAGUAAUAAUAUAUUCGAUCUUUUAUUUCAUCGGAAAGAUUGAGAUUCAAUCUAACAUGAUGUAAUCGAACAGUUGUAAUCGUAUUUGAUUUAAGACCACAUAAUGUCAGUUGUAUAUAAGGACUAUUGGAUUACAUACCUGAUCGGACGUCUGUUUUUUUUCUUUCACUGUCUGGAACACAUUAGCGUGAUUUUAUUACUUCAGGAUUGUGGUCUGUAGUCGCGUUUGGAAUCUCAUUGCACAAGGAUGGAACGAUGGAUUGGAAAAGUGGCUGUGGUUACUGGAGCCAGUGCUGGAAUCGGUGCAGCAAUCGCUCGAAGUUUCGUUAAACAAGGUAUGAUAGUGGCGGGUCUCGCAAGGAGAGUGGAGAGAAUUAAGGAAAUUGCUGACAACUUAGAAGAUUCCCCGGGAAAACUCUAUCCCGUGGAAUGCGACGUCACUAAGGAAGAGAGUGUAAUCGCGGCUUUUGCAAAGGUUAAUGCUGAUCUUGGACCAUUAAGCGUUCUCGUGAAUAGCGCCGGUAUCAUUAAGGAAUCCUCGCUUAUAGACGGCACUUUGGACGAGUGGCAGUCUGUAUUCGACGUGAAUGUUUUGGGACUUUGCCUCUGCACGCGCGAAGCCGUUCGUACGAUGCGUGAAACUGCUGCUGAGGAUGCCGUGGUGAUCCACGUGAAUAGUUUGGCUGCCGAGAGGAUACCUUUCGUACCAGGAUUCAGUGUAUAUCCUGGGUCGAAACGCGCUGUCACCGGCCUUGCCCAGACUUUGCGACACGAGCUUGCAGGCACGCAUAUACGGAUCACGAACAUCAGUCCCGGUUUAGUCGCGACCGAUUUCAUGGCCUCUUACAGCAUGUUCUCUCCAGAAGCAAUGGCGAUGAUGCUGACUUUGGAUCCGAAUGAUGUUGCGGCAGCUGCGAUUUAUGUGCUAUCCAAUCCUCCUCACGUUCUGAUUACGCGCGACCGACCCCUUAAUCGGCGAGAGCCACAAUUUCAGCGCGGUAUAAAAAGGUGUCGUGGACGAGGUUUGGCAUGCAGAAGCUUCCCAGAAGCGGUGCAAGCAGUAUUUUCUCUCUUGCGAUUCUUCAAUUGUUGUCAGCCAAAAAUGAAUCCUCUGUUGAACAAGACCGCUCUCAUCACCAGCGCCUGCGACGGAAUCGGCAAGGCAAUCAUAGAAGAGUUGAUGUCGAAGGGUCUCAAAGUCAUCGGUCUCGGCCGCGACAUGAAUCAGCUGAAGUUGCUCGCGGAAGAAUUAAAGGGCAAACCCGGUAAAUUCUAUCCCCUUCAAUGCGACUUGAGCCUUCAGAAUGAUAUCGAGGUCGUGUUGGAGUGGAUAGAAAAAAAUUUGGGAGCUGCAGACAUUCUGAUAAAUAAUGCGGCUAUCAAUCUCGAUUGGUCCACCAUCAGCGGCGGAAUAGAGGAGUUUAAGAAGACUCUCGACAUUAACUUGCUCGGUUUAACAUGUAUCACUAAAGGAAUUUUGCAGUUAUUGAAGAAUAAGGGACUCGAUAACGGUGCCAUUGUUAAUAUUAAUGACAUAUGCGGAAUUAAGAGUUUGCCUCUUGCUUCCGAUCGUCCUAUUUCCCCGGCAUAUGCUGCCAGUAAAUCAGCGUUGACCGCAUUAACAGAGUCUCUUCGUUAUGAACUGGCGCAAAACGAGUCUAACAUUAAAAUAAUCAAUAUUUGCCCGGGUUUGGUGGAGACUGAGUUGACCCAGCAGUGGCUAAAAGAAAAUCCUCGAUUGGCCCUGAAACCAAAGAAUGUGGCAGAUGCUAUUCUCUUCUCGCUGCAAACUCCAGAUAACGUGCUUAUUAAGGAUCUCAUCAUUACGCCCAUUCGUGAGAUUAUUUAA